UCUCCGCCAUCAAUCCUUAUCUUCUUCCGUAUUUAAAUUCUCCAUUGUUGAUUCUGCAAUUACAAUUACAAUUUCUCUCCCUUUGAAGGAAUCAGAGCAGCCAUAGCCACCACCAUUAUGAACAUCAUUCUCAGAAGACUCUUCAUCUCCCGCUCUUCUCUCCCUUCUUCUUCUUCUCCCUCAAAGAUUAUUCUGGAAAUUUUUACGUUCCAUAAGCUUCUUCUUUGCCCAUACAAAGUACAGACAUUUCAGCAGUCAAGGUUUGGAGGAAACUGCCAUGGCGUCGCGUCUAGGGCAAAAUCUUCCUUGCCGGAGCCUUGCGGACCAUCUCCUUUCAGUGACGAUGAGAGCUGCGAUAUCGAUUGGGAUAGUCUUGGAUUUGGGUUGAUGCCGACCGAUUAUAUGUACGUUAUGAAAUGCUCUAAAGAUGAGAAUUUCAAACGGGGUCAGUUGAGCCGUUAUGGGAAUAUUGAGUUGAGCCCUUCUGCUGGAGUUCUAAAUUAUGGCCAGGGACUGUUUGAAGGUUUAAAAGCAUAUAGGAAAGAAAACGGUGGUCUUCUUCUCUUUCGUCCACACCAGAAUGCUCUUCGCAUGAGGACUGGUGCUGAAAGAAUGUGUAUGCCAUCACCCUCAAUCGAACAAUUUGUCGAUGCUGUGAAGCAAACUGCCAUUGCUAACAGGCGUUGGGUCCCUCCACCGGGGAAAGGAUCACUAUACAUAAGGCCUUUGCUCAUUGGAAGUGGUCCUGUUCUCGGCUUGGCACCUGCACCUGAGUUUACUUUUCUAGUAUAUGCUUCCCCUGUUCGCAACUAUUUCAAGGAAGGUUCGGCACCCUUGAAUUUGUAUGUUGAGAAUGAGUUUGAUCGUGCAUCUCGUGGUGGAACUGGUGGUGUGAAAACCAUUUCAAAUUACGCUCCAGUCUUGAAAGCUCUAACCAGAGCGAAAGGCCAAGGAUUUUCAGAUGUCUUAUACCUUGAUUCAGUGAAUAAGAAAAAUCUGGAAGAAGUUUCUUCUUGCAACAUUUUUGUUGUUAAGGGCAACGUUAUUUCAACUCCUGGUACAAAUGGAACAAUUCUUCCAGGAGUAACCCGGAAAAGCAUCAUCGACAUUGCUCGUAAUCGUGGUUACCAGGUCGAGGAACGUAUAAUUACUGUGGAUGAACUGUUUGACGCACGUGAAGUUUUCUGCACGGGAACUGCGGUCGGUGUGGCCCCUGUUGGCAGCAUCACAUAUAUGAAUAGAAGGAUCGAAUACCAAACAGGUGCCGAGACAGCGUGCCAGGAACUAUAUUCAACUCUUGUUGGGAUUCAGUCUGGAACCAUUGAGGAUAAGAUGGGCUGGACCGUCGAGAUCUCUUGAGUUUUCAUCCACCCCAUUGACACAAAUCGUAUAUUGAUCAGGUUAUUAUUCUAAUGAUGAAAUUGAAACUUCUUUUAUAUAUAAAUUGGUAGCAUUUUGGAGAAAUGUUUGAAAUGAUUGAUGUUGAAUGGUAUUUGUGAAGGUCAAAAAUUAGAAAACUAUUGGAAGAGAUCAUCACAAUGUAGUUGGAUGGAUAAAAGAAAAAUGUAAAAAUAUUUUAAAUUUAUAUUCAUUAAUUAUWAUGAGACUUGGGGAUUUUCAAA
This is a messenger RNA of Momordica charantia (bitter melon), 1622 nucleotides long. RefSeq names its product branched-chain-amino-acid aminotransferase 2, chloroplastic. Gene Ontology annotation, biological process: branched-chain amino acid metabolic process. The record is from RefSeq and is a predicted model, not a curated record. Lineage: Eukaryota; Viridiplantae; Streptophyta; Magnoliopsida; Cucurbitales; Cucurbitaceae. Gene Ontology annotation, molecular function: branched-chain-amino-acid:2-oxoglutarate transaminase activity.